ACAUCAUCUACACAAGAACCAAAAUGCUCGCUGCGACUCUCUGUCUAUAUUCUUCUGACCCCUUGCAGUUGCAAUUCUCAUUCAUUUAUCCAACAGGACUACCAUUUGCAAUCUCUAAUGGGACUACGAGAUAUUCCCGCCUUUUUUGGUUUAAAUAGCCAUCAUUACCCUGCAACUUCAAACCCUGUUCGUGAAAACCUUGUCAACAGGAAUGGACCUAACACCAUCCACAAAAACGGCUUCAAUUUUUCUGUUUUUACUUUCUUGGGUAGGCUCAUGUCCAGAAAGAAACCCGAUGGUAGUACAAGGACUGAGGAGGAAGAUAAAGUAUACAAUUGGUUAUAUGCCUUGGCCCGGACGGAGAAGAGCUUAGCUUUUGAGUAUGUUCAGGCCACGGAAAGAGGGUUGAGCUUCAAGGAAGCUGAUAGGAGACUGAAGGAAAGUGGUCCAAAUGUUCCUCUUGAUUAUACUUUCCCAAGAUGGUGGCAGCUUCUGUGGAAUGCCUUUUUUCAUCCUUUUAAUAUAAUUCUGAUUGUUUUGUCAGUCCUGUCAUUCAUAUCAAGUGAUUACCCCAAUGGGUGCAUUAUGCUCAUAUUGGUUUUCAUCAGCGUAUCACUACGAUUUUUCCAGGAAUUCAGUAGUUCAAAAGCAGCCAUGAAGCUUUCGGAGUUCUUAAAAUUCCCGGUAAAAGUUCAAAGAUGUGCAGGUCGAGUUAUUCAGACUGAAUUAAUAGUUCAAAUAGACCAAAGAGAUAUUGUUCCUGGUGACAUUGUCAGCAUCGGACCGGGUGAUCUCUUCCCUGGUGAUGUGAGGCUUCUAACUUCAAAAGACUUGGUUGUAAGCCAGUCUUCAUUAACAGGCGAGUCUGGGACAAUGGAGAAAAUAGCAGACAUUAAAGAAGAUGAGGCGACUCCUUUGCUAGAGCUGAGGAAUAUUUGCUUCAUGGGAACAAGUGUAGUAUCAGGCUCCGGGACAGCUCUAGUUGUUUCUACUGGAUCAAAGACGUACAUAAGCACCAUAUUUUCAACAAUAGGGAAACAGAAACCCCCAGAUGCCUUUGAGAGAGGAGUUCGGCAGAUAUCUUAUGCCCUUGUUGGUGUUAUGCUAGUCAUAGUGACUAUUAUAGUCCUCUCAAGUUAUUAUGCAUCUCAUGACUUGAGCCAGAGUAUGUUAUUCGGGAUCUCAGUUGCUUCGGCUCUUACUCCACAGAUGCUUCCCCUUAUUGUAAACACAAAUCUUGCGAAAGGAGCACUUGCAAUGGCUAGAGACAGAUGCAUUGUCAAAAGUCUGGCUGCCAUACAGAACAUGGGAGUAAUGGAUAUCUUAUGCAUGGACAAGACGGGGACCCUAACUAUGGAUCGUGCAAUCAUGGUUCAUCAUUUUGACAGCUGGAGCCUACCUAAAGAGAAGGUCCUGCGCUUUGCAUUUCUUAAUUCUUAUUUCAAGACUGAACUAAAGAAUCCCGUUGAUGAUGCAAUCCUGGCAUAUGUCUAUACUAGUGGAUACAGGUUUGAUCCAUCCAAAUGGAGAAAGAUAGAUGAGAUUACUUUUGAUUUUAUAAGGAGAAGAGUAUCUGUUAUCAUAGAAACAGAUUUGAACACAAACAAUGGAAAUAAUCGUAUCACUGAUAGGUUCAUGAUAACUAAAGGAGCACUUGAAGAAGUGGUAAAAGUAUGUUGUUUCGUUGAGCAUAUUGAUAGAGGUGUAACAUUACCCCUCUCCCUAGAAGACUACGAGAGAAUUAUACAGCUCGGGGAACAGCUAAGCAAUGAUGGAUUACGGGUACUAGGAGUUGCAACUAAAAAGAUAAAAGGGGAACAUAACGGUGUGGAUACAACCAACGAUGAGAAAGUUGAAUCAAACAUGGUCUUCCUCGGGCUUAUAACCUUCUUUGACCCUCCAAAGGAAUCUGCAAAGCAAGCUCUUUGGAGGCUGGCUGAGAAGGGAGUAAAGGCAAAGGUGUUGACUGGUGACUCACUCUCCCUGGCAAUCAAGGUCUGCAAGGAGGUGGGUAUCAGGACCUCCCAUGUGAUCACUGGACCAGAUCUAGAGCUCCUUGAUCAUGCUACCUUCCAUGAGACAGUUAAGAGAGUAACGGUGCUGGCCCGCCUCACCCCAUCUCAGAAGCUCCGUGUAGUCCAGUCCUUGCAAACAUCAGGGAACCACAUUGUUGGGUUCUUGGGGGAUGGGAUAAAUGACUCCCUUGCCUUGGAUGCUGCUAAUGUCGGGAUAUCAGUUGAUUCAGGGGCAAGUGUGGCAAAGGACAUUGCUGACAUCAUCCUACUAGAGAAAGACCUCAAUGUUCUUGCUGCAGGUGUUGAGCGGGGACGCUUCACUUAUGGGAACACCAUUAAGUACAUAAAGAUGUCCGUGAUUGCCAACAUAGGCAGUGUCUUGUCACUCCUCAUUGCUACGCUGUUCCUCCCAUUCGAGCCAUUGACCCCCAGACAGCUCCUUACACAGAACUUCAUGUACAGUGUAGGUCAGAUAGCAAUUCCUUGGGACAAGAUGGAGGAAGACUAUGUGAAGAUCCCACAAAAAUGGUCCCUCAAAGGCUUACUCUGGUUCCUGUUGUGGAAUGCACCUGUGUGCUCCAUAUGUGAUAUAUCCACCCUUGCAUUCCUCUGUUUCUACUAUGGGACCUACAGUCCAUUAGAAACCAACUUCUUCCAUUCAGCUUGGUUUACUGAGGGCCUCCUCAUGCAGACCCUCAUCAUCCAUUUGGUUCGAACUGAAAAAAUUCCAUUCAUCCAGGAAGUGGCAUCAUGGCCACUGAUCUGCUCUACUGUCGUGAUUUCUGGAAUUGGGAUUGCAAUUCCUUUCACACCAAUCGGGAAAGUCAUGGGACUAGGGAAACUGCCAUUGUCCUAUUUUGGCUUCCUGGUGGUGCUUUUUCUUGGGUAUUUCUCCGUAGGCCAGAUGGUUAAGAGAAUAUACAUUCUGAUCUAUAAACAGUGGCUCUAGUAAAUGGAGAACAAAUUUGUGAGAAAAUCUGUUGCACAUCAUUGUGAAAUUUAAAAAAAAAAACU
Molecule: messenger RNA, 3029 nt
Organism: Telopea speciosissima
Lineage: Eukaryota; Viridiplantae; Streptophyta; Magnoliopsida; Proteales; Proteaceae
Product: magnesium-transporting ATPase, P-type 1-like
Exons: 8
Coding region: 118-2964 (948 amino acids)
Biological process (GO): magnesium ion transport
Cellular component (GO): intracellular membrane-bounded organelle; membrane
Molecular function (GO): ATP hydrolysis activity; P-type magnesium transporter activity; ATP binding
Source: RefSeq, a predicted model, not a curated record